AUGGCCAAAUCUUUUGCUUGCUUCCUUCUCUUUGCCCUCAUUGCCGGUUGUGCUCUCGGCCAAGCUCCCAGCUCCGCUCCAACCAUGUCACCGCCGUCUUCUUCUCCGAAACCAGCUCCCAAGAUCUCUCCGACCACCGCUCCCACCGUUUCUCCAACAGCUUCUCCGCCUUCAACCGCCACUCCUCCAUCUUCAGCCCCUGAAUCUUCUCCAACUUCCUCUCCUCCUGCUCCUCCCACCUCUCCCACUGGUUCUCCCGGCGCUACUUCUCCUACAACCUCCAUAAGUCAGCCUCCGGCUUCGUCUCCAACUGCGCCAAGUGCCGCGGCCCUGAAAACAGUCACUGUCGCCGGGUCUGCAUUCGCAGUCGUUUUAGCAGCCGCCGCUUUGUUGAUCUAG
Gossypium raimondii (Peruvian cotton) is the source of this 399-nucleotide messenger RNA. Its product is annotated as classical arabinogalactan protein 5. NCBI's taxonomy places the organism in Eukaryota, Viridiplantae, Streptophyta, Magnoliopsida, Malvales, Malvaceae. The transcript has a single exon. The coding region runs from base 1 to 399 and encodes 132 amino acids. The record is from RefSeq and is a predicted model, not a curated record.